Messenger RNA from Cornus florida, 898 nucleotides. RefSeq lists its product as uncharacterized. The record is from RefSeq and is a predicted model, not a curated record. Lineage: Eukaryota; Viridiplantae; Streptophyta; Magnoliopsida; Cornales; Cornaceae. The transcript has 2 exons. Bases 256 to 720 code for a protein of 154 amino acids.
UUUAUUAAACGGGUGGAGCUCAUUAGUAGAAUACCUUACAACUCACUGCAUGAAUUGAGACCCCUAGGCUCUAACCACUAACCCCCUUAAAGUGGGCUAACUUCGUCCUGAGUCCGUCUGACUAACACAACCCACAAGGCCUGGGGCCAACAUACCCAGGUUCGUUUAAAUAUAAGCAGCUUUAGGUGAUAACAACAUAACCAGGUGAUUUUUUUAAAUGCAACGGUCACGGCAAUCUCAUUCUCUCCAAGAAAGAUGUCAAGAACUACAGAGAAGAUGACAGUGUCGUUCACACUUUGCAAGAUAGGUUUUAGAAAUUCGAAAGCCAUAGUUAUCUUGAAAGCAUUGAGCAGUUUUCAUGUCAAUGGAGUCUUUCGUUGCUGGAGGGAUGGAGUUUCAGUAGGCAUUGUGGAUGAUAAAGGAAGGACCUGGUACGCAGAAUUCAAUGCCCAGGGUUUAGAAAGUUACGAUUUUUACUUUGAGGGUGAAGCUUCUGCAAAUCUUCAACAGCUGUUGAAGGUUCUUGAAAAACAAGAAGACGCAGAGGUUUUUCUAAAGCAGAGGACGAUAUCUGUCGUGAAAAAUAAAGAAACACUUUGGGCGCAAAAUUAUGUAACUAAAACAGUUCCCUUUGAACAAGUUCCAAAUGUGUAUGCUAGAGCAGUUGGUAUUAAAGCACCUUUGCUGAACCCAUUCAGGGGAGAUGGAGGUAUGGUCUGAAAGGGGUUUUUUUUUAUUGUUUUUGUUUUGCUUUUUCCUUAUGUGUCUCCUAAUCCAAGAAAAAUAAAUCCUUAUGUGUCUCCUAAUCCAAGAAAAAUACAGACUUACAUUUCAAUACACUCUUUUGUUCUCUGUUUAAAAUUAAUUGACCAUUAUUAACUUUAUUUUGUGUGUUUUA